AAAUGUUAAUUUUUAUUAAAUGAGAUCGACAUUAAACCCAAUCAAAUUUCAGUCGACUAUCAAAAGAAAAAAUUUAAAAAAGUUCUAUAAUUAGUUCGAAGUUCAAAACCCAAAACAAACUAUGCAUUUUCUUUGACUUUUUGAAAAAAGAAAAAGUCUUUACUUUUACAGUUUGCAGACAUCCAAACAGCCCGCUCUUUUUUAAAAUCUCAACAUACCUCCAUUGCUAAGAUUAAUUAAAGCUUCGAUAUUCCCAAUAAAAGGAAUAUAUUAGGUACAUUGAAACAGCCUCCCCUCUAAUCUCCCGUUACAGUAGACGUUACCGGAACCUCUAGCGGUUUCAAUCCUCUGUUUUACUCCCAACUACUUACCAUACUCCUCCACUUUAAGCGGUGGUACAUUUAAAACGAUCAGCGUUUUCACCUUGCAAAUGGGUUCAAAAAACCAAUCGAAAGAUCCAGAAAAGUGGGUCGUAUAAAAUUUUGAAGGGGAGGGAUGUAGAGGAUAAUCCAUGGGGUCCGACACGUUUAUAUGCCGCGCAGGGUAUUUCUCAGAACACGUGGUUUGAAAGAAUAUUUUGUCGGAUUCCUCCAUUUUAACGUCCUCUUGAAGGGAUUUGACUCUAAAAUCAGAAACUUGGCUACCCAAAACAGAGAAAAAGAGAGAGGGUUAUUGAGAUUGGCUGGUGGGUUUCACCGGAAAAGUCUUUGAGUUUCCGGCUGAAUGAUGAACCAGAAUUCAGAGGACUGCCUACCACCUGGCUGGACUGUGAAGGUCAAAGUGAGAAAGAGUGGCAAAAAGGAUAAGUAUUAUUUUGAACCCUCAAGUCAAAUGAGAUUUAAUUCUAGGGCAGAGGUGUUUAGAUACCUCAAAACUGCAGCAAUCUGUCAUCCUGAAUCUGAAGAGAGCAGAACUGUCGAGGAACCAAGGAACAAUGUGGAAGUUAAGAAGACAAUAGCAAAAGAUUUAUCCCCUGGAUGGAUCAGAGAAAUCACAGUAACGACGACUGCUAACAGGAUAAGAAGAGAUUCAUCUUACAUUGAUCCUGUAACUGGAAAUGCACUUCGCUCAAUAAGGGAUGUACAUCGAUAUCUAACAAGUGGCAAGGUGGGCCGAUCAGCACGUAAAUCAAGGAGCCAGAGAAACAGCAACAUUGAGUUUCAACAUGAUGAAAUCUCUGCAAGUGUUCUGAAGUCACCUGCUGUCUCUAAGAAAGAGAUGCUAGCUAUUGGCAAAGCAAGGAGACAGAUUAUAUGGAGUGGGAACUUAUCAGAACCUAGGGAAAUAGUGGAUGAUGAAGCUAUGUUUCCAAAUGCUACAAGUGUUGGAGAAAGCAUGCCUGUUCCGAAACCUGAUUCGAGUCGUGGGGGGAUAGGCGCUAAGUUAUGUUGCUCAACUCCAACAGAGGCAAAAGGUAUUGAGCAAUCAGCUGGAAAGAAUGAUUUUUCUGAAAUUGUAUUGACUCCAGAUAAAUCCAUUCAACACAAUUGCACUGCUGAAAAUGAGGCAACAAAGAAUGAGAGCAGAAAGAGACAAAGGAAAACUAAUAACAUAAACUUGCCUCGCCGUGCUUCAAAACGACUUGCAGGGCUCCAAGCUGAACCAGUGCUUGAAGUUAAAACAGGCCGCCAAGCACGUUCAGUUGCACGCGAGGAGCCUGAUAAGCAAGUAGCCAGUACAACUAAGUGGGCAGCAUCUCAAUGUCUUGAGAAUUCUGAUGUCAAGCAUGAAACUAAGAGCACAAUUGAUCCUCCUAAAAUUGACACAAGUCCAGAUUCAGGUGAAAAAAAACGUUUUUGUGUUGAUUUGUCCAUUCUGCCUAUGAAUGUUAUGAAGAUGAAAUCUGAGAAUGCAUAUGAGCAGCAGCCGAAAUGCAAUUCCUUUCUGUCUCCAGAGGAUGUUCUGGAAAAACAUGAAGGUGAGGUGGAAAUUGAAGAUAAGGCUGAUAUGAAAAAACAAGGCCCUCUUCUUAAACUGCCCGUGGAGGACUUAUUGACUGAUCCUUGCAUCGCAUUUGCAGUUAAAACACUUACGGGAGGUGUUUUUGAUGCAUCCAUAAGCUCAGAAGCAUCACUGAUGCAAAACAAUGUUGAUACUUCCACUGCUUUCACUCCAAAUGAGGGAAGAAACGUAGGAGCAGAAAACAAGCUUAAUGAGAAAGUGGCAUCUCCAGAACUUCCUGUUACUCGAGUAGGGAAAGUAAAAAAUAAAGAUGUUGAGAAGCUAGAAUCCACUCUGGAGUUGCCAGUUGGGGAAAUAUUGGCAGACCCUUGUAUAGAAUUUGCUAUUAAAACUCUAACUGGUGAAAUCCCACUUGAUAACAAUCCUGAUGUUGAGGAUUACUUUAACCAAUUUAGCACCUCGAAAACCGAAGGAACUAACGCAAAUGCCUCAGAUCAUCUUGGUACGGAUUAUUUCUACAAGACUAAUGUUAGCCAGAAGCAGCAGGUUAUUCAAGCACUUGAGGCAUCUCCUAGUAUUAACUUCCAAAGCUGUGGAACAGGUUUGCACCAACAAGAAAGAAACAGAAACGAGUUCCAAAGGCACUAAUACCAACGUUAUAAAAUGUACAGUUUUGGUUGGCAGCAUAGAAAAGAUAAAAUUUCCUUUUUGUUUACAAAGCCUUUUUGUUUUUUUUCCCCCCUGUUUUACUAGUUUUGUUAGUUGUGGUCAGCCAACCCUCCUUUGCCCGAGUUCUGCACCUUACCCCUGGGCAACAUAAUGUGCUGUAUGAUGCCUACAUAUAGGACUUGAUUUUGAUUUGGUUCUAAGUUACCC
Messenger RNA from Benincasa hispida (wax gourd), 2778 nucleotides. RefSeq names its product methyl-CPG-binding domain protein 13 (gene MBD13). Gene Ontology annotation, molecular function: DNA binding. NCBI's taxonomy places the organism in Eukaryota, Viridiplantae, Streptophyta, Magnoliopsida, Cucurbitales, Cucurbitaceae. The record is from RefSeq and is a predicted model, not a curated record.